Gallus gallus (chicken) is the source of this 3098-nucleotide messenger RNA. RefSeq names its product phosphatase and actin regulator 1 (gene PHACTR1). The coding region runs from base 156 to 2099 and encodes 647 amino acids. The transcript is spliced from 16 exons. Gene Ontology annotation, molecular function: actin binding. Gene Ontology annotation, biological process: cell motility; stress fiber assembly. NCBI's taxonomy places the organism in Eukaryota, Metazoa, Chordata, Aves, Galliformes, Phasianidae. The record is from RefSeq and is marked validated.
AAAAUUGUUUGCUUACACUGGGGACAUUUAGUAAGAUCAAAGAAACCUUCCUUGAAACUACUGGAGCUUACACGACUGCCAGGCAGCUCUUGAUGUUUUGCAGAAUCUGAUUGAUCAUACCAGAGCACUGCACACACACAUUAAGUUCCUUCAAAAUGGACUACUUUUUGGAUGUCGAGUCUGCUCAGAGAAUGUUUUACAGUCAAGGAGCCCAAGCUCGUCGGGCAACUCUGCUCACCGUGCCCACACUGAUGUCAGCAUCUUCUGAGGAAGACAUAGACCGGAGACCCAUCAGAAGACUCCGGUCUAAGAGUGACACCCCAUACUUAGAAGAAGCUAGAAUUUGCUUCAACCUUGACACAGCUCGCCGGGCCACGCUGCUCACCGUGCCCACAUUAAUGGCGGCAUCUUCCGAGGAGGACAUCGACCGCAGACCCAUCCGCCGCGUCCGCUCCAAAAGCGACACUCCGUACCUCGCCGAGGCCCGCAUCUCCUUCAACCUCGAGGCAGCUUCUCUGCGGGGAAGGAAUCCAAGUCUGCAAAACGUUUGCCAGGGAUCUCCAGAUGUGAAGCAAGCCCAUCAGAGCAAUAGACUAAGCCUGCCUCUGGACAUUUCGGAGGAAGUGGAAAGACUGGCUGCAAUGCGUUCAGAUUCUCUAGUACCUGGGACCCACACACCUCCAAUCAGAAGAAGAAGCAAAUUUGCCACUCUCGGAAGGUUGUUUAAGCCAUGGAAAUGGAGGAAGAAGAAGAGUGAAAAAUUUAAGCACACUUCUGCAGCUUUGGAAAGAAAGAUAUCAAUGAGGCAAAGCAGAGAGGAGCUUAUAAAACGAGGAGUGCUAAAGGAAAUUUUUGAUAAAGAUGGGGAACUUUCCAUACCAAAUGAAGAAGGAGCUUUGGAGAAUGGGCAGCCUCUGGGCUCUGGACAAGUGCUGAGCUCCAGCCAGGUAUCCCUGCCAGCCCUAGCAGAACUGGAGUCAGGCUCAGCACCUGGGGAACCCUGCUCAUACGAGGUGCUCCCGACCACAGAGAUCAUGGAUGGGACAGAUCCUGGCGCUCCUGUGAAACUGCCUUGUAUGCCAGUUAAACUGUCACCUCCACUACCUCCAAAGAAAGUCAUGAUUUGCAUGCCGUUAGGGGGGCCAGACCUCUCCUCUCUCUCAUCCUAUUCCACACAGAAGAGCUCCCAGCAGCCUUUGACUCAGCACCAUCACACUGUCCUGCCAUCCCAGUUAGCAGCUCACCAGCACCAGCUCCAGUACGGCAGCCACAGCCAGCACCUGCCUUCUGGGUCCAGCACGUUGCCCAUACACCCUUCAGGGUGCCGGAUGAUAGAGGAACUGAACAAAACACUAGCCAUGACCAUGCAAAGACUAGAAAGCUCUGGUUUACACACAGGUGACAAUGUUACAAAAACGGGACCUGGAGGCCUUCCAGAUAUGAGACAAGUGCCAACUGUUGUGAUCGAAUGCGAUGACAAUAAAGAAAACGUGCCUCAUGAAGCUGACUAUGAAGAUUCUUCCUGUCUCUACCCAAGACAGGAAGAGGAGGAAGAGGAAGAUGAAGAUGAGGAUAACUCGUUAUUUACAAGUUCCCUGGCAAUGAAAGUCUGCAGAAAGGACUCUUUAGCAAUCAAACUCAGCAACAGGCCUUCCAAGCGAGAGUUGGAGGAAAAGAAUAUCCUCCCUAUGCAGACUGAUGAGGAGAGACUCGAACUUAGGCAGCAGAUUGGGACAAAGUUAACAAGACGACUGAGCCAGAGGCCGACAGCUGAAGAAUUGGAGCAGAGGAACAUUCUGAAACCCCGGAACGAGCAAGAGGAGCAGGAAGAAAAACGAGAGAUAAAGAGAAGAUUAACACGUAAGCUGAGUCAGAGGCCCACAGUAGAGGAGCUGCGUGAGAGGAAGAUCCUCAUUCGCUUCAGUGACUACGUGGAAGUGGCCGACGCGCAGGACUAUGACAGGAGGGCAGACAAACCCUGGACGCGACUCACAGCUGCUGACAAAGCAGCCAUUCGUAAAGAGCUUAAUGAAUUUAAAAGCUCUGAAAUGGAAGUUCAUGAAUUAAGUAGGCAUCUAACAAGGUUUCACAGACCGUAGCAGUUAAAUUCUACCUGACUACUAUGCUGUCUUCAGAACAUAACAAAAAGGAACCAUAAGUGCUGGUAUUAUUCACUUCCCUGUUAUGUACAAUGUAAAUCUUACAGACUGCCUUUCUUAAAAAAAAAAAAAAAAAAAAAAAAAAAAAAAGAAAAAAAAGUAGAUGAAUAUUUAAAAAUAUACAAGAAAAUUGUAUGUACGUGUGAUGGGUACUGCAGCAUCAUCGGACCUGCUGGCUCAAGCUUCAAUUAUGGAAAAUACCCCUGGUGGGAAUCGUGCCAAGACGCAGCAUUUAUGUGUAAGACUUUCCUGGCAUGUGGAUUUGCCAUAUGUGUUCAAGCCCAGCUGGUGGGGCAUCCAUUAGUUCAUCUUCAGGUACCCCUCGCCCUGACAAGCCUCUGUCGUCAACCUGAGAGUGCCCUGACAUGGUGUCCAGCGAACCAUGGGCCCAGGUGAAGCCUCCAGCAGACCUGCACCUAUGGCACUAAAGCACUUAUACCAAACACUCCUUUCAGUCUGCAAGCACCUUAUGAGGACAGGGAAAGAGCAGAACUCCUCUGUGGGCCGCUUCAUCUGCAACCAUCAUCUGACUUGAAGCUGCUUGCUUGCCUACUCUGGAAAAGCUUAUGGCAAUGGUUGGCUCCCAAGAACAAAAAAGGACUUCUUACAUGGUCACUGCAUGGCAUUCUCUCAGCCAGUAGGUUGUCAACACAAGUCCAGCAGCAAGAAGGGCUGGGGUUGCCACCUGUGCUGCAGGGGGCACACCAUGGGAGAAUUGGGGCUGAUUAGGGACAGCUAUCCUCCCUCUAUCAGGUGUAAAGAAUGGAUCCUAGAUGUGUACUGAGGAAAGCAUGAUGGUCUGUUAAGUAGCCUAACAGAGGCAGGCUGUUGCAUUGGUAUGGAUGGUGGGACUCCUCACUGGUAGGUGCAGCUGAAGCAUAAGGACAGAAAUCUAGGGGCAAGCUGCUGUGUUUUUAUUUAUUUUUACCAUAGAGGUUU